AGUGUGUGGAUGGAAGUGUGGACGUGGGGGGUCUGAAGGAGGAUGAGGAAGGGGAGCAACGCCCCCCCAGCAGCAAGGAGGAGGAGGAGGAGAUGACCAAAUCUCGUGAAGUACUGGUGGGGGACAACACGAGCAGCAGGUUAUUGUACAGCGUGGAGGACAACCCUCCCUGGUACACCUGUGUGGUCCUUGGUCUCCAGCACUACCUCAUGAUGGUUGAGUCCACCGUCAGCAUCCCAUACCUCCUGACUCCCAUAAUGUGCAUGGCAGUUACUGACCCAGCCAGAGGUGCCAUCGCUUCUACCAUCAUCUUCGUCAGUGGAAUGAUCACUCUCCUACAGACCGUCUUCGGGGUGAGGCUGCCCAUCGUGCAGGGUGGCACGCACGGGUUCAUGGGGCCCACCCUGGCCAUCCUGGCACUGAUGCCUUGCCCACCUGAAGAGGAGUUGGAGGCACUCAGUUACGACCAGAGAACACAAGUGUGGCAGACCCGCAUGAGGGAGAUACAAGGUGCCAUCUGUGUAGCUGCUGUCUUCCAGGUCCUGGUGGGAUGCACAGGUGCGGUGGGAGCACUGCUGCGAUGGAUAUCUCCACUGGUCAUCGUCUCCACCAUCACACUAAUAGGCUUCUCCCUCUUCAAAGUGGCAGCUGACAAGGCGUCUUCCCACUGGGGCAUCUCCUGUCUAACCAUAGUGUUGCUGGUAGUGUUUUCACAGUACAUGAGUGAGGUACCAGUAUUGGGUCUUACCUGGUCCAGGACCAGGGGCUUCACCAGGAUCAACAUCUACCUCUUCAAGCUCUUCCCAGUGUUGCUGGCUGUGGUUGGUGCCUGGGUGACCUGCUGGUUGCUGACAAUCACUCAGGUGUUGCCUGCAAACAACCAUGCCAGAACUGACCUUAGACUCAACAUCAUUACCGAAUCACCCUGGAUUCGCGUCCCCUACCCUUGUCAGUGGGGAGUACCCAUUGUGAGCCUGGCUGGUACACUGGGCAUGCUGGCUGGUGUCCUGGCUAGCAUCGUCGAGAGUAUUGGAGACUACUUCGCCUGUGCCAGACUGGCAGGAGCGCCUCCACCACCCAAACAUGCUAUCAACCGAGGUAUUUGGAUAGAAGGUCUGGGUACCAUCCUGGCUGGGCUCUGGGGCACCGGUAGUGGUACUACAUCAUACUCCCAGAACAUUGGUGCCAUCGGCGUCACUAAGGUAUCCCAGCUUGAUUGUGGCGUCAUUGUGGCACAGUAUCCCAGCUUGAUUGUGGCGUCACUGUGGCGUCACUGUGGCACAGUAUCCCAGCUUGAUUGUGGCGUCACUGUGGCACAGUGGCGAUGGGCGAGGCUAGUCCCAUCCCGCCCACCUUACAGGGGGGCAUCGUCAGAAAACCCAGUUGGCUCAGGGGAUAAGUGGUGCCGGACCCCGGACAUAAGUGGUGCCAGAGACCAGGAAAAAGUGGUGCCAGGACCAGGAAAGCUGGUGCCCGGACCGGCAUAA
Molecule: messenger RNA, 1487 nt
Organism: Cherax quadricarinatus
Lineage: Eukaryota; Metazoa; Arthropoda; Malacostraca; Decapoda; Parastacidae
Source: RefSeq, a predicted model, not a curated record